Molecule: messenger RNA, 830 nt
Organism: Paramecium pentaurelia
Lineage: Eukaryota; Ciliophora; Oligohymenophorea; Peniculida; Parameciidae
Source: the annotation of a GenBank genome assembly
GAUGGCAGAAGUUAAACCUCCUCGAGAAUCUUUAGUCAAAUAUGAAAAUCCUAUAGAAGUUAGCAAUGUUAAUGAUGCGUCUAGAACUUUAUAAGGAAAAAAGAAAUCAUAACUUUCACCUUUAGAAUCAAAGCCUAAUACAGAGGUAAAGAAUGAGAUUAGAAAUUUUAGGAUAUAUUAAAUGCAAUUUUACCUCCAAUUGAAUGGGAUCAUGAUGGAAAACAUUAUAUUUAAUAUGUUUCACAUGUUCCAGCUACAAGAGAAGAUGUUGGUAACUUGUAAAAAUUAUUGGAUGAAAGAUUGUUGGCAAGAUAAGCUAGGUAGUUAUGGGAUAUAUAAAAUAAUUUUAGAGAGACUGGUAUCUGUCCAAUAAGAGAAGAGUUAUUAAGUUAAUGUUUUGAUGAGAUUAUAAGAUAAGUUACAAUAGAUUGUCCAGAGAGAGGUAUUUAUUAUUAAGUUAUAAUAUAGGAUUAUUAUUAAUGAGAGUGAGAGAUGAAUUAAAAAUGACAAUUGCUGCAUAUUAAACUUUAUAUAAUUCAUCUGUAACAUUUGGGAUGAGAAAAUAAUUGUAAGCUGAAAUGGGGAAGAGUGAAUUAGAAGAAAAGAUAGUUUAAUUAGAAUAGAGGAAAUAGAAAUUAGAAGAAAAGGUAUGAAUGUGUAUUAGAAUUCAGAGAAUUGAUUUACUUAAUAAAAAGGAUUCAUUAGAUAAAAAGAUAAAAGAAAGAAAUUAAAUUGAGGAAUAGAAGAGGAAAUAAGAGAUCGAAUUUCUCAAAUAUUAAGGAUAACAUUUAGAAGCCUUCUUAAAAUCAGUUUAACCUGAAUUGAAGUGA